Molecule: messenger RNA, 755 nt
Organism: Pundamilia nyererei
Lineage: Eukaryota; Metazoa; Chordata; Actinopteri; Cichliformes; Cichlidae
Product: contactin-6-like
Exons: 4
Coding region: 72-755 (227 amino acids)
Source: RefSeq, a predicted model, not a curated record
GGAGGAAGAACAGGCGUGUUCACAGUUCCUGCUCUCAGAUCACACAGGAACUGUUCAGACACUGUGUGAGGAUGAAGGUGAACAUCUUCUGCUGCCUGUUGGCCUGCACUCUGGGCUCUAAUGUCACUGCAGGUUUGACCCAUGAAGGAGUUAAGGAGGGGACGCAGGUCACUGUGCGCUGUCCUCACUCUGUGGAGGGUGGAGUGAGGUGGAGCAGAGAGAGUGGAGGAAGCAGAGCUGACAUACUUACAGCUGAUGGAGACAAAACUAAAAAACACAUCAAUGAUCCACAGAAACGAUACAAUUCACAGGCUGACGGGUCUCUGUUCAUCCUCAGAGCUGCUCCCUCAGACUCUGGCAGAUACUUCUGUAACCAUGAAGCAGCUGUGGAGCUGACAGUGAUCCCAUCAGGAACAACAAUAGUGAGUGUUGCAGAGAGGAGCAGCAUCACUCUGAACUGUUCUCAUAAUGUUGGAGGAUCAGCUGUUCCCACGUGGAGACGAGACUCUGGAGAAAUAAAUGAAGGAAGGAUUUCUGUUUCCACGGAGGACACAACAUUACGUAUAAGAGAAGCUGAGCCUGCUGACUCUGGACUGUACUACUGUGAUGGAGAACCAGCUGCUUAUCUGAAUGUGACCAAAGGACAGAGAUCUGACAGAGAGCUUCCCAGGAUUUCCCUCCUGACUGGGAUGAUCCUGACUGGGAUGGUCCUGACUGGGAUGGUCCUGACUGGGAUGGUCCUGCCUGAGCGUUGA